AUGACAGAAGAAGAAAUUAAAAAACAAAAAGAAUGGAGAGAAAGAAUACAAAGAGCAGAAAGAGGGGGUACAGCAGCAGAAACAUCUGCUGCUGCUGCUGCUCCUGCUGCAGCAGCAGCAGCAGCAGCAAACAGGAAAAAGAAAAACAAAAAACGAGCCAGUAGCAGCAGCAGCAGCAGCAGCAGCAGCAGCAGCAGUGAUAGCAGCAGCAGCGACAGUGAUUCUGACUCUUCUACAGCAGCAAAACCAAACCACCAGCAGCAGCAGCAGCAGCAGCAGCAGCAGCAGCAGCGAGCUCCAGGCAUGGGGGGUGUACAGCUAGAAACAGCAAUAGAAGCAAAUUAUAAAGAAACAGAAAAAAGAAGAAAACAAACAGAAAAUAAAAUACAAAAAAAAAUACACAAAAAUAAACUAAAAGGAGAAAAAAUGCAGCAACAAGAAUAUCAUAAGUUUAUCGCAUCGUCGAAAUUUAGGGGAGGACGGCUCGGCUAUGUCUUUAAAAAAGGAGAACAAGGCAAGAAGAAGCGGAAGAGAGCAAGCAGCAGCAGCAGCAGCAGCAGCAGCAGCAGCAGCAGCAGCGAGGAUGAGAAGGAGACAGUUAAGCCUGCUGCUGCUGCUGCUGCUGCAGUUUCGCCUGGUGCAGCAGCGGGAGCAGCAGCAGCAGAAGCAGCAGCAACAGCAGCAGCAGCAGCAGCAGCAAAGGCAGCAGCAAGACCCAAUGUUGCUGUCCUAGAGGCUGCAGCAGCUGAGAUACAACACAAAACAGAAGAAAAAGAAGAAAGCUCUUCUGAGGAUGAAAUGAUGGGCCCCAGGCCGAUGGAAGUUACAAACAAAUUAGCACAAAAAAACGUCGACUACGGGUUUGCACUGCGGCCUGGAGAAGGUGAAGCCAUCGCGCAGUUCGUGCAAGAGGGUAAACGUAUUCCUAGAAGAGGAGAGGUGGGGCUAACCGCCGAAGAAAUUUCAAAUUUUGAAAAUCUUGGAUAUGUUAUGAGUGGAUCCAGACACCGCCGCAUGAACGCGAUUCGUAUAAGAAAGGAGAAUCAGGUUUAUAGUGCCGAAGAACAAAGAGCCCUCGCUAUGUUAAACUAUCAAGAGAAAGCAGCUAGAGAAGCUCAAUUACUUUAUGAUUUAAGAGAAUUAAUAAAGAAACAGAAUGAGAGUUUGUUUGCGGAAGAGAUAGAGGAUAAAGAGAAAAAAAAAUAA
Messenger RNA from Eimeria mitis, 1206 nucleotides. RefSeq names its product nuclear NF-kB activating protein, putative. The record is from RefSeq and is a predicted model, not a curated record. Gene Ontology annotation, molecular function: chromatin binding. Gene Ontology annotation, cellular component: nucleus. Bases 1 to 1206 code for a protein of 401 amino acids. The transcript has 8 exons. NCBI's taxonomy places the organism in Eukaryota, Apicomplexa, Conoidasida, Eucoccidiorida, Eimeriidae. Gene Ontology annotation, biological process: regulation of gene expression.